AUGGGUUCAUCAUCAUCUAAAGCUGUUCGGAAAUUACCUACCACCUCCUCGUCUGUAUUGCGUACUAAAGGAGCAGCUACACCUGCAGCUGGUUAUGGUCCAACUUCGACUGAAGGAGUUUCACCUUCUACUCCUCCCAACGGAGGAAACCCUGCUCCCAAUCCGACGACGGAUGGACAGACAUCCCAAGUACCUCCAGAAGGUAAAGAGUCGGAUCCACUGAUGGAAGCUCCAAACUACCUUGAACAGGGUCUAGGAGGUGAAACCAGAGCUCCAUCAUCUCAACCUGGAGCUCAAGGUGGCUCAGGUUUGAAAGGCGAUAAAUUCUCUGAUUCCACAUCAGAUAAAGGGUUGGCAAGAGGCGGAAUGGGCAGAGUAGAGUUCUCGGGCGCAAAAGAUGAUGCUAUCAGAAGAGACGCCAUGGAUCCCCAAUUCAUGAACAACCUAAGUAGAUUGGGUCAAGUGAAGAUCCAUGACGCCGGAGAGUUUAUCCCCGCUCAAGCUCAAAGAACAUUAGCGUCCCGAUCCUCCCAUCCAGAAUUCACAGCGGCCACUCAAUCAUACUCCGCUCCACCCGUUAAUCACCUUACCAUCACACUCCUAGUUUCCUUAUUGGACAGACUCAAGUCUCUCGCUCCUGGCUCAGAUGCCUUGGCCUUAUAUAAGGAGUUUGGCGUCGAUAAGAGCGUGAUGGACGAUGUGAGGAAGUGGGUCAAUAGCGUUAGCGUGGCUGAGACUGAUGAAAUAAGGGUUGAAGACGGUGAAGAAGUGAGAGAAAUGAAAGCUGUUUGGGUAGGUGGGUUGGCCAAGUAA
This is a messenger RNA of Kwoniella shivajii, 813 nucleotides long. RefSeq lists its product as uncharacterized. The transcript has 3 exons. NCBI's taxonomy places the organism in Eukaryota, Fungi, Basidiomycota, Tremellomycetes, Tremellales, Cryptococcaceae. The record is from RefSeq and is a predicted model, not a curated record. The coding region runs from base 1 to 813 and encodes 270 amino acids.